Solea solea (common sole) is the source of this 3062-nucleotide messenger RNA. Its product is annotated as CLOCK-interacting pacemaker-like. Gene Ontology annotation, cellular component: nucleus. Lineage: Eukaryota; Metazoa; Chordata; Actinopteri; Pleuronectiformes; Soleidae. The coding region runs from base 641 to 2035 and encodes 464 amino acids. The transcript is spliced from 5 exons. Gene Ontology annotation, biological process: negative regulation of circadian rhythm; negative regulation of DNA-templated transcription. The record is from RefSeq and is a predicted model, not a curated record.
GACUCUAAACGACAGACACUUGACAAAGUGCGGGUUUAAUCGUGUUAUCGGCGAGUUGUUCCCUCAGUAUUGUUCGUCCACACACGCGUUAAUGAAACAAAUGGUCUGUUAUUGAUGUUUUUGUUAGGUCGCCCCACUUCGAGCAGGGAGUUGUGCUCCUCCGGGUUCAGUUAAGGUAAUGGAGACACGCCGGGACAGACACUUGGCAAAGUCCGGGUCUAAUUGUUUUUUUUCCAGCGAAUUUCUCUCAUUAGUGUUCCACCACGCACUCUUUAAUUAUACAAUGCGUUUGGUAUUGAUUAUUAUCGCGACCUCUGCUUUUAACGUUUCGUCCUUACGUCAAAUGGCGGCGUCAAGUUAGCGAUAUUUAACCACCGGGAUUUCAAAACACGAGUCUUUAGAGUUGCCACAGAUGAAUACACUUGCAGCUUGACGGACACUGCUGAGACAGCUUUGACUGGAGUCGGUGUAUUUGACAAAGAGAGGAAAAUGAAUCAAUUUAAACUGUAAUUCUCACCGAUCAUUGUCACAGCGUGGAAUGGCUUUAUAACAUUAUUCUGUACCUGCGUUCAGAAUCUGAGCAACAGGAGGAAAACACCGUUUAGUGGAAAUAUUAUUUGCAACACUUGGAGGGUCCAGUAUGCCAAAGGAACAGCCUCGUUUAAGUGAGCAGAGUCCCUGCGAUGCCUCCAGCAAGAACGCCAAAGAUAAGAGCAACAGCACAACUCUGCAGGCCAUUUGUGACACUAAAGACACAAAUGAUUGCAGUGGCACUGGCUCCCACUGCAGCUCGGAAAAAGACUCUGGCUACUCUGAAUGCUCAGAUUGGCAGCAGACAGAUGUAGAGGACCAGCAUAGCAACAAAAGCCAGUCCAGAGGCAGUGAGUGUACAGAAACUCCACAGUCUGGCCAAAACCAAAACCGAGAGCAUGGGCAAGGAAAUCCUGGGACUCCCCCCCUGAUCCCGGCAGGCCGUGAUCUCCGGACCAUUUACGUUGUCAAGAAUAUGAUGCUGAAGCAGCAGCCUGACACAGUCCAGAAAAGUGGUCAGCUGCUUUGGAAGAAUAAAAGCAAGGAGUCCGGCAAUGCUGGUGCACCCCAUAUGAUUCUCUGCCAGCAGCCAAUCUUGUUGCCGACCGCCCUGCAGCUCCACAAGCCCUUGUCCCGGAAUCCCAAUGUCACAGGCAAGAAAGUAAAUGACACGUACUUUCCUAUUUUAAACUCCUACCCUCGCAUUGCACCACACCCUAGCAAGAAGCCGCCUGAUAAACCUUCAUCAAAUGAUGAAUCCCAGAAUCUGAGUAAGAGGGUGUACACAGAACACAAGAGUGAUAGUACAACUGAAACCACGAGUCUGCUUGAGCAGCACCUUCACAAGCAACCCAAAUUAGCAGCGUCGGCCUCUGGACAGCCUUGUACCUCGACAACCAGAGAUACUGUCUCUACCUGUUCCCCCACUGCUUCCUCGAGCCAGUGCUCCUCAUCUGUGUCCCCCAUCAACACCCCCACUUCCACCUUUCUUGCAACCAGAGGCCUACGCAGAUUUGGCUCCUCAAAUUUUCACCACCGCCGUUUCCUCAACACGGUAGAAAUCCUCCGACAGUCGGGUUUGUUGGACAUUACGCUGCGCACUAAGGAGCUGCUGCGCCAGAGCAGCGCCACAGAGCAGAACAUUGCCCAGCUUCGCCAACACACAGAGCUGUUGUGCCAGGCUGCUCACAACCCCAGCAGCAGACUGGAAGGUAUUACACCCUGGGAACAUUUACACAGAACCAUGGCUGAGUCAAGCAACUAUCCCAACCUCAAAAUCCUACAGGAAUUACUGAUCCCCACUCAUCAAGAUUCUCCUGCUCAACCAGGGAAUGUUGUCACAGGUGAAGCCCAGGGGCCAUUUUCUGCUGAGAAUCCAGAUGUGCCACCGUCUCACCUCCUCAACACAAUGCUGAACCUGAACCACACCUGUCCUUUAUCACAGAACAGGGAGCUCGAUGCAGCUGAAAAGAACAUGAUGCCUCCUGACAGCUCUACUGGUUAGCACAAGCUGCAGUGCCUUGAGGAGAAGAGCGUGUACUCAGGACCAGCCAGUGGUGAACUGGUAGUUAGGUCAGCAUGUAUUAUGUUUGCGUGUUUUUUUACUUUACAGCUUUAGAAUUCACCUCAGCAGAGUUAAGCGUCUGAAACGCGAUCCUAUAAUUAAAACAUUAAAGUGCAAUUCAUUUCCAUGACAUGAUCUUCGAUCAUCACUGCAGACUUUGUAGAGCCACACACAGGAGGAGGGGGUCUCUGCAUGUGAGCCACUUAAAGGAUUAUAUGAAAAUUGAAUGCGUUUCCUUUGGAGGAUGAGAACUGACUAGCGCUCAGGUGUUCCUUUAUGAAGAUGGCUUCUUCCUUAUGUGCUACCAGUUUAGCUGUCGCACCUGACUAAUGACUUUAUUUCAGGAAAAUGUGAACGAAUCCAUCUGCUAACUAGAUAAAUGUGUGAGAGAGAGAGAGAGCUCACCAAGAUUGGUGCCUUAAAAAAAUAUCACCUGAAGAGAAAAAUGUCCCUUAAACAAAACCAGUGGCACAACUGGGAGCUUAAUGUUGUGGAGAAAACCCUCCUGUUACAUUAGAGAUUGCUGAACUCUGGACUUCUGCAGGGACUUGUUUUCAAAUACCCAUCAAAGCCUUAAAGACUGAUUUCAUUUGCUAUACCACAUCACCUUGAGCGAUUAUUAUUAUAAUAUUAUUCACCAAAGUCCUUAUUCUUAACAUAUAUAUCUUGUGAUAGUGAAAGCAAACACCCACAGACUAUGACUUAAACACAGUAUCUCUCAGAUAAACAGUCGCACCAUUUCCUCUCGUGCAGCAGGUUUCCUUUUUUAUUUGUUUUCACUUUUUCUUGUUGUUUGCUCCGAGCCACUGGUUGUUUGUGCUCUGUUGUUUUCUUCACAGAUGUAGCAUCAUUUGCUUUGUGAGCCUUAAAGUUUGACAACGUUGAUAAAAAAAAAAAUAUGUUGACUCAAGUGACUUAAUGCAUGCAGUAUGUGUAUGACUUUUUGUUUUUGUUCUCCAUCCACUUU